AUGAAAGACGUCACUUAUUAUUCUGAGGCCCUCUUCAGAAUGAGUGCACCCUCAUCUUCUCUUAUUUCUUCGCUCUUCCGUUCAACCAGUCGCAGAUUGUUUAUGGAUCUCACAUUAAUAGCCAGGGUCAGAGAUGGUCUGAUCUUGGCCACUUCUAUCGAAGGUAGUGAUGGGGGUGAUACGAAUCUUGUCAAGUACUCUAACCAAGCGAAAAUGCUGUUUAAGAAACUUCACAAUGCACCGCAAAUGCAGUCGAUCGAAAGCGGGCCUUACAUGUUUCACUACGUCAUAAAGGAUGCAAUAUGCUGUUUGUGUUUGUGUCAACACUCAUUUCCUCGAAAGCUUGCCUUCGCUUAUCUAGAGGACGUCGCUCAGGAAUUUCUUAACCAGAAUGCCACGAGGAUUGACCAAGUCGUUAGGCCUUAUCAUUUCUUGGAAUUUGACCAAUAUAUUCAACAAGCGAAGAAGAAAUAUGCAGAUAGAAGCAGAUAUGCGAUGUCUGCAGUAUCGAAUGAGUUGCAGGAUGUUGCACGUAUCAUGGUCAGCAAUAUCGAGGACGUCAUUCAUAGGGGCGAAGCCUUGAAUAUUCUUGAAGCAAAAGCAUCAGAUCUUUCUGGUAUUAGCAAGAAAUACAGAGAGGACGCCAAAGCUUUGAAUAGAAGGUCCAUCUUCUUCAAAAUAGCCGUUUCUUUGGGCAUAUUCGGAGUUAUUCUGCUUAUUGGGCGAUUUAUCAUUUUCUAAUCAUCAAAUCUCGCUUCUAAGACUUUCGUUUGGAUCAAGGUCAACGUAAGCGGGACAAAAGUCUCGACGUAUGCGAUUUACAUGCCGGCAAUCUUCUUUAUCGUACUGGUCAACAGAGUUUCCAUCAUCCAUUGAGCCAAUAUUGCAUGAUAUAUUUUUUUUUUCGUUUUGGUUAUUGUUCAACUGUGAUAAGUAAGUAAGUAAUGAAGCGUAUUCAUGCU
This is a messenger RNA of Cylicocyclus nassatus, 962 nucleotides long. Lineage: Eukaryota; Metazoa; Nematoda; Chromadorea; Rhabditida; Strongylidae. The record is from the annotation of a GenBank genome assembly.